AUGGCGAAUGCGAGCCCCCAAAAUGUUAUCCGCAGGAAGCUGGUCAUCAUUGGAGACGGUGCGUGCGGCAAGACCAGUCUUCUGAGUGUCUUCACCUUGGGCUACUUUCCCACUAUCCCUACCGUAUUCGAGAACUACGUGACCGAUUGCAGGGUGGAUGGAAAGAACGUACAGCUUGCGUUGUGGGAUACAGCUGGCCAGGAAGAUUACGAGCGUCUACGACCUUUGGCAUACUCCAAAGCCCAUGUUAUCUUAAUAGGGUUCUCGGUCGACUCCCCCGACUCACUUGACAACGUCAAGCACAAGUGGGUUGAAGAAGCUACCCGCCUCUGCGCCGGUGUUCCCAUCAUCCUCGUUGGUCUCAAGAAGGAUCUUCGCGAGGACCCCGUGGCCAUCGAGGAGAUGCGAAGGAGAUCACAGCGAUUCGUCACGAGCCAUGACGGCGAGGUAGCCGCGCGCGAGGUCGGUGCCAAGCGGUAUCUUGAAUGCUCGAGCUUGAGUGGUGAAGGCGUGGACGACGUGUUUGAGGCAGCCACGCGUGCGGCCCUCUUGACGUUUGAGAAGGGUGAGGGCGGAGGUUGCUGCGUUGUUCUGUGA
Messenger RNA from Clonostachys rhizophaga, 597 nucleotides. The record is from the annotation of a GenBank genome assembly. Lineage: Eukaryota; Fungi; Ascomycota; Sordariomycetes; Hypocreales; Bionectriaceae.